GAGCCCUGUUCACAUGGGGCUUCCCGGGCAGGGAAUGGGGGUGACUCCCUAGAGAAUAGACGUAAAAAUAAAUGAAAUCCAACAUCGGGUGGGGGAGGCAAAGUCAUCGUCUGCAUGGGAAAGAGAGCUCAGACAUUGCCCACGAACUCUGCUCUUGACCAAGAGGACCCAUCCCCACCCUGUUGUUUGCAGUAAAGAAUCACGACUGGAGCGGAUCCAGAAACGCGUGGUGACAUCAGGAAGCUGUUGGCGCUGUGUGAGUGCACACUGAGAACCAGGAAGGAAGUCCUGUUCAAGAAGCUAUUUUCUGAACAUCCCUCUACACCCUGGAUUUCACAACAUGCAUACAUUUAGGUGGAGGAUCGAGACCCCAUGCCCUCAAUGGCAGCUAUAAUUUGGGAGUCAAAUGCUGUCAGAAGCACUUAUAGCUUCUGUGGGAUCCCCUCAUACAGACAGAAAAGGAUGUGUGACCGGAACGGAGGCCGGAGGCUUCGGCAGUGGCUGAUUGAGCAAAUUGACAGCAACAUGUACCCAGGGCUGAUUUGGGAAAACGACGAGAAGAGCAUGUUCCGGAUCCCUUGGAAACACGCUGGCAAACAAGAUUAUAAUCAGGAAGUGGACGCCUCCAUUUUCAAGGCCUGGGCGGUUUUUAAAGGGAAAUUUAAGGAAGGGGACAAAGCUGAACCAGCCACAUGGAAGACAAGGCUACGCUGCGCUUUAAACAAGAGUCCAGAUUUUGAGGAAGUGACAGACCGGUCCCAGCUGGACAUUUCUGAGCCAUACAAAGUUUACCGCAUCGUCCCAGAGGAAGAGCAAAAAUGCAAAUUGGGCGUGUCGACUCCUGGCUGUGUGAAUGAAGUCACUGAGAUGGAAUGUGGUCACUCUGAAAUUGACGAGCUGAUCAAGGAGCGUCCUGUGGAUGAGUACAUGGGGAUGGUCAAAAGGAGCCCUUCCCCGCCUGAGGCCUGCAGGAAUCAGCUCCUCCCAGACUGGUGGAUGCAGCAGCCCAGCACAGGCUUGCCGCUGGUGCCGGGUUACGCCGCCUAUGAUGCACAGCAUUCAGUCUUCUCCCAGAUGGUCAUCAGCUUCUACUACGGGGGCAAGCUGGUGGGCCAGACCACCACCACCUGCCCCGAGGGCUGCUGCCUGUCCCUGAGCCAGCCGGGCCUGCCCAGCACCAAGAUGUAUGGGUUGGAGGGCCUGGAGCUGGUGCGCUUCCCGCCUGCGGACACCAUCCCCAGCGAGCGGCAGAGGCAGGUGACGCGGAAGCUGUUCGGGCACCUGGAGCGAGGCGUGGUGCUGCACAGUAACCGGCAGGGCGUGCUGGUCAAGCGGCUGUGCCAGGGCCGCGUGUUCUACAGCGGCAACACCGUGCUGUGCAAGGACAGGCCCAACAAGCUGGAGCGCGACGAAGUGGUCAAGGUCUUCGACACCAGUCAGUUCUUCCGAGAGCUGCAGCACUUCUACAACAACCAGAGCCGGCUUCCCGACAGCAGGGUGGUGCUGUGCUUCGGAGAGGAGUUUCCAGAUAUGACCCCAUUGCGCUCCAAACUCAUCCUCGUGCAGAUUGAGCAACUCUAUGUCCGGCAGCUGGUGGAAGAAGCUAUGAAGAGCUGUGGCGCUGGGUCCAUGAUGCAGGCUCCCGAGGAGCCCCAGCCAGACCAGGUCUUCCGGAUGUUUCCAGAUAUUUGUGCCUCCCACCAGAGACCCUUUUUCAGAGAAAACCAACAGAUCACAGUUUAAGUCUCUCUCUUGGGCACCCCACCCCGCCCACAUCUCAUAGUUCAUUAUUACAAUUACUGUUGUAAUUAUUUAAGGAUAUAGAUCCCUCUGACCUGGGGUGGGAUGCCUCACUCUGCUCUUAAUUUAGUAAGGGCGUUCUCCGAGGGCUCCACGUUCAAAGCGAAGUUGUGUCCAAGUUCUAUCGUUCUGAUGUAAACAUUGAAGCUCAUACCAAGUGGUCUGCAUGGUGUAACUAGAACCUCUGAUUAAAACGUUUGUUUCCUGUA
Molecule: messenger RNA, 2009 nt
Organism: Myotis brandtii (Brandt's bat)
Lineage: Eukaryota; Metazoa; Chordata; Mammalia; Chiroptera; Vespertilionidae
Gene: IRF8
Product: interferon regulatory factor 8
Exons: 10
Coding region: 373-1743 (456 amino acids)
Biological process (GO): regulation of transcription by RNA polymerase II; immune system process
Cellular component (GO): nucleus
Molecular function (GO): DNA-binding transcription factor activity, RNA polymerase II-specific; RNA polymerase II cis-regulatory region sequence-specific DNA binding; protein binding
Source: RefSeq, a predicted model, not a curated record